Messenger RNA from Petromyzon marinus (sea lamprey), 1335 nucleotides. RefSeq lists its product as uncharacterized. The record is from RefSeq and is a predicted model, not a curated record. Lineage: Eukaryota; Metazoa; Chordata; Hyperoartia; Petromyzontiformes; Petromyzontidae. Gene Ontology annotation, molecular function: RNA polymerase II cis-regulatory region sequence-specific DNA binding; DNA-binding transcription factor activity, RNA polymerase II-specific. Gene Ontology annotation, cellular component: nucleus. Gene Ontology annotation, biological process: neuron differentiation; cell development; regulation of transcription by RNA polymerase II.
GUACACACACACGCGCGCUACACAGAUACAUACACACACACACGCGCGCUACACAGGUACACGCUACACAGGUACACACUGCACAGCUACACACUGCACACAGGCGCAGCCUAACACACCGACGAAGGUGAUCUCAAACCGUUGGCAAAUCAACAAGAACAACAAGAACAACAACAACAACAACUUCAUCAUCAACAACAACAACAUCGUCCUCGUCGUCGCCGGCGGCGGCGGCAAGCGAUGGCGUUCCCGCAACUCGGCUUCCAAUAUCUGGCGAGCUCCUCGCCAGCGAUGAGCGUCGCCGACUCGACGGGAGGACUCCACCAGCCUCGCAUCGCCACGCACGCGUCCCCAGCCGCAGCUGCCGCAGCUGCCGCUGCUGCUGCUGCUUGUGCUGCUGCUGCUGGUGGUGCUGGAGGUGGUGGAGGUGGUGGAGGUGCUGGUGGUGGUGCUGGCGGUGCUUCCAGCGGGAGCUCCAUCAGCCACGUGGCCGCUGCCACCGCAGCAUCCCUCCUGGGUCUCUACUCCUCCUCCUCCUCCACGUACGGCAGCCUCGGCUACGCGGCGGCGUUCCUCCCCUACCCGGCAGCUGACAUCGCCGCGGUGUACGCGCAGCUGGGCGCCCAGUACGAGCAGCUCAAGGAGUGCCCGGCGAUGUCGCACCCGGUGUUCGCGCCGCACCCGGCCCUGCACCACUUACCACCGCACUACUACUCUCCCUACGGGCCUCAGGGCCCCACCGGCGGCCCCCACGGCGCCGCCGUGGUGGGGAGCGACUCUGGCGGGCGACUCGGCAGCAAGGCGGCCACGCGCGAGAGCACCAGCACGCUCAAGGCGUGGCUCAGCGAGCACCGCAAGAACCCGUACCCCACCAAGGGCGAGAAGAUCAUGCUGGCGCUCGUCACCAAGAUGACGCUCACGCAGGUGUCCACGUGGUUCGCGAACGCGCGCCGGAGGCUCAAGAAGGAGAGCAGAGGCGGUGGUGGCGGUGGCGGUGGUGGCGGUGGUGCGGGUGGGUCGGUUGCGGGCGAGGAGGUGGACCUGCAGAGCGUGGAGGUGGCGAGGCGCCGCCGGCCGCUCGCGACUUCUCCCAGCGGCAGCGCUGAGGUCGACGUCGUCGACGAGGACGACGCCGCUGCUGACGGCGACUGCGCCCGUGACGUCGAUGGCCUCGACGAGGUGGACGAUGCUCGCGAUGGCGAGAUGGUGAGAGAGCAGGAGGAUGAGGAGGAGGAGGAUCACCUUGAGAACAAGAAAAGGGCCGUGGAGAUGGAUCAGCAGAUGCACGCUCUCUCGUGCCACACAGGCUCGUGCGCGUCGGGGUGCGUGAAAUGA